AUGGAAGAAUCCGACUUCAUUCGCGACACGUAUGACUACUUUUUGCACAAGGGCAUUUCGAACGACGGACUUGCCGAUGGCGUCGAAUACACGCGGCAAAAGCAAAUAGUGCCACCUUGGGAGAAUGAAGUGGCUGACACGACACAGCGUGAAGAGACACCUGUUGACAGAUAUGGGUUCUUCGACACGCCGGACAAGCGAAACUUGCCCACGAUUGUUCUCUCACGCGCGGCCUACGUGCAUCGGCGAUUCUUCGUCCGCGCUCGCAAGACACGUGCUCCGAAGAAGCGCAUGCAUCAGCCAUCGGCACAGGCUGUCUGGAGCGUUCGGAGACAUCUUGAAUCGUUAAACGAGGUGCUUGAACUCCGACGCACGCGUAAGUGGUACUCGAUGGUCGAUGAGGAGCAGCGUCGCAUUAGAGUCGAUGUGUCACGGGAUCUUCUCUUGAAGCGUGUGUACAAAGGCAUACCUGAUGAGAUGCGUGGUCUAGCAUGGGAUGCACUCUCUUCAUCCCAGGCAUAUGGCCAUAGCCAGCAGGGAACACGCCAUCGACAUACGCCGCAGCCUGUCGAUGAGCUGCUCUCACAUGCGUCGGAACACGAUGUGCAAAUUGACCUUGACGUCCCGCGCACGGUUCGCGGGCACGAGCGCUUCUACACACGCUACGGCCGGGGUCAAUGUGAACUUUUCUGUGUAUUACAUGCGAUGAGCCUAUUUUGUAAUGAGUGUGGAUACUGCCAGGGCAUGGGCCCUUCCGCUGCUAUGCUUCUUAUGCACAUGCCAGCGCAACACGCACUCAAAGUCAUGGAGCGCCUGCAUGACGAGUAUGGAUUCCAUGACGUAUAUCGGCCUGGGUUUCCUGGUCUUCGAAGCGAGUUCUACGUGCUACGUCAGCUGCUAGCGACCUUUGUGCCGCGAUUCGCUCGCAUCUUAUAUGACGCGGGUCUUGCGCCUAGUGCGUACGCCACGAGGUGGCUCAUGACCGUGUACCACGGCGUGCUUCCCUAUUCAACGCAGAUGCGUGUGUGGGAUGUCUUUAUGGCGCAGGGCCGCGAUGCUUUGUUGCUCGUGGCUGUGGCAAUUUUGCGUGUUCUGGAUGCUCAGCGCUACGACGAGCACACAAGUGACAUUCUUGACUUUGUGAGCAUGCAAAUUCUACCUGAAGACGAUAAUGCGAUGCUGACGUGGAUUCGCCAUGCUAUGAAGGAUCCAGCGGUCCAGUCGUGUAUAGCCAAGUCGCGAGCCGACUGGAAACGGCUUGUGGAGCUUGGCAAGGACGUAGAGGAGUUUGUGUAA
Malassezia globosa CBS 7966 is the source of this 1296-nucleotide messenger RNA. RefSeq lists its product as uncharacterized. The record is from RefSeq and is a predicted model, not a curated record. The transcript has a single exon. Bases 1 to 1296 code for a protein of 431 amino acids. Lineage: Eukaryota; Fungi; Basidiomycota; Malasseziomycetes; Malasseziales; Malasseziaceae.